Molecule: messenger RNA, 1836 nt
Organism: Oldenlandia corymbosa var. corymbosa
Lineage: Eukaryota; Viridiplantae; Streptophyta; Magnoliopsida; Gentianales; Rubiaceae
Source: the annotation of a GenBank genome assembly
AUGACCAAGAUGAAAAUGGUAUAUCUCGUCUUCACUACACGAUUUUGCACGAAACGGUACAUUUCAGGAUGGCUGAUUCCGGAGAUGAGACCUUAUGAAAUCCUGAUCGGAGGAGAUCACAUCUCUCCAUGCCUUACAGAAGUUAUAAAGGAAGGAAGUUUGCCUACGUUCUUAACUAAGGCUUACAAUGCUAGGGCAAAGAAUUUGCCUUCUGAAAAUGAGCUGAAAGCAGCAAGUGCAGCUGUAAUGGCAUGUAUUUACUACGUUUGGAUUGAGAGAAGUGCUAGGAAAUUUCAAAAGGGCACCAUGACUGUGAAAUAUAGGUAUAUGAAUCUGUAUGUUUUAGAUGAAAAUGAUGAGGAAAUGUUUAAGAAAGGUAAUGACUAUUUGGUGAGAGAAAAUCAGAACCCUGUUGAGGAUGAAUGUAUGAAUAAAGCAGAGAAUGAAAGUGAAGAAAUCGAGAAAAUCGUCAAGGAAUGGACUGAAAUCAAUUCUGAAUAUGAUUCGGACACAGAUGAUGGAGAUUAUGAAGAAGAACCAGAUGAGGAAGAAGAUGAUUCAAUGUGUGAUGAUGCAUUAGAGGGAGAUGAUAAUGACCUGAAAUGUGGAACACUUUUAAAGAGUUUGGUUGAUGCUAAAUUUGCAAUAAAGAGUUGGAAUAUUUUAAGGAGUAGACAGUGGAAGUUUGAUAAAAUGGAUGGCAGAAGAGUUAGUGCUUACUGUCCUAAUUGUGAUUGGGAGAUUUAUGUAACUAAAAGCCAAACCACUGGUGAAGUUACUGUCACUAGAUUUGUUACACAACAUACCUGCCUUUAUGAAUUAAACAAUCCUUGUGUGAAGGCUGAUUGGAUUGGUGUAGCUGGUGUUGAGUUUGUUAAGGAGGACCCGAUGAUCAAACCGAGAAAGUUUAUUGAAAAGAUCAAGAAAAAAUAUAGUAUUUGGAUGAUUGAUUACGAGGGAUACAAAGCUAGAAAAUUGGCAAUGAGGAUUGCUUUUGGGAACCAAGCUGACCAAUUUGAGAAGUUGAAUGUAUAUGUUAAUGAGGUUCUUAGGAGUAACCCAGGAAGCACAUGUUUGUUGAAAAUUGUUAUCUAUCUUGAUGGAACAUUCUUAAAAGGAGGGUCAAAGGGACUUGGGAUGCUACUUACCACUGUUGGAAUUGAUCCAAACAAUGGUAUAUAUCCAGUUGCAUGGGCUGUAGCAGAAGGUGAAACCGAGGAGUCUUGGGAGUGGUUCUUGCGAAUUCUGAAAGGUGAUUUGGAGAUUGAUUAUGAUUUUGAAUGGACUGUUAUGAGUGAUAAGCAGAAGGGGCUAAUCCAAGUAGUUAAAAGUGUUUUCCCUAGAGCUGAUCAUCGAUUUUGUGUAAAACAUAUGCAUCCAAACUUCCAGCAUGGUGGAUUCAAGGGACAUGGACUAAGGAGGAUAUUAUGGAAUGCAGCAAAGGCAACUACUGAAAAUCAGUAUAGAGAAAGGAUGAAUGAACUAGAAACCUUAAAUAGCAAGGCAUGUGCAUGGUUCAAAGAUAAGCCACCUGCUCAGUGGAACUUCGUGGAUGAAUGCUAUUUUGUAGAGACAUAUUUGAAAUUUUAUGAGCCAGUCAUCUUACCCAUGAAUGGUGAAAAACAAUGGGCCAAGGUGAAUGAGCCUCCUCCUUUGCCCCCUCUAUUUGUAAGGGGACCUGGAAGACCUAAGAUGGCCAGAUACAAAUCAGUUCAAGAGGUGAUGUUAACCCACAUGUUGGCACAGGUAAAGAGGAAGAGAAAGCAACAAGAUGAAAAGGAACCAAAUCAGGGAACCAAUAGAUCAACUCCAAUGUUAGUGUUGAGGAAUGGAUAG